AGCGCUCCCAUGGUGCCCCGCGGCGGCGGCCAUUCAAAUCCGCGCUGGCCACCAGCCGCCGCUCAGAAAAUGGCGGUGCCAGGCGGCGCGGAGAGGCUUUGCGUCCUGGCGGUAGCUCCCCCUGUGCCUCCUGGGCGGGCGACCGCUGCCUUGUCCCCGCUCUUUGCGGCUGAGGCGCUGCCGGCGGCGGCGGCCCCGGAGCGCGGCGGCGGGGCACGGUCCCGGCAGAGCGGGGCGGCGGCGGCGGGGUGCCCCUCGGUGUCGGUGGUGUUCCCGGGUGCCGUGAGCCGCGAGAGCUGCUGCCGCUUCGCCUGCGAGCUCCUCAAGCACGUCCUGCACCAGCGACACCAGCUGCCGCUGCCCUACGAGCAGCUCGCCUACUUCUGCCGGCGGGCGGCGCAGGAUGGAGACAUGAUUAAGAAGCCACCCUCCAUAGACAUGGCAAGCAAGAAAUGCCAGCAGGUGCUGAUGGAGCUGGAGGGGGUGCUCCAGCACUUGGAAGUGAUGUUCAGUUUGACGCUGGUUCCUCGUGUCCUUAUCCUGCUUGGUGGCAAUGCCAUGAGCCCCAAGGAGCUUUAUGAGCUCAACUUAGAGGGUAUCUGUUUGGGCAGUGCUGAGGAGAGCCUGAAAACUCCAUUUUGCGUGCGUAAGCUUUUUCACUCACUCUUCAUUGCGGAUGUCUUCAGUGAACUUAAGGUUCUCCCCGUCGUGGGCACUGUUGUUAUGCUUCAAGGACACCGUGAUUGUGGCGUUGAUUGGUUCCGGCCCAAGCUCAACUACAAAGUGCCAACUCGAGGAAGGAAACUAAUUGUCAACUUGUCCUCUGAUGGAGACAUCAAUAUAAGUGCCUCAUCUCCUCAGGCUAUGGCUCCUGCCUGGGAGGAUUACAUAUGGUUUCAAGCACCAGUGACACUCAAGGGGUUUCAUGAAUGACUUGUGCUUUAUAGAACUUUAAUGGAUUAUUGAAUAACGUUUUGGUGCUGCUUUAGGUGGCGACUAUUUUAUCAAAUGUAAUUGCGUAUUCUUGUCUCUCUGGAUCUUUUCUCCAGGGCAUCUACUAUCUUCCUGUAGCUGGACUGUGUUAAUCUUUCCAUGAAACAGCUGUAAAAUUCUUUCUUGUAAAGAAUUGUAAGCAAAUACCUUUUAAGAGACAAUUACAUCUAAAUACAGGCAUUCUUUAGGGACCUGGGCUGUGGCAAAAGAGACGAACUGUUGUACUGGGAGUAAAACUUCCUUGCAGCAUACUUAUUGAACUGGCAAAUACUGGAUACAGUCUUCUCUCUCCUGAGUUUUAACACAGCAAUUCCUCUAGCAAUAAUUACUACUUUAACAAAUUGUUUGGGACUCUAAAUAAUGUACAUGAUUAUUAAUACAGUUGGCCUUUCCAGGGCUUUAUAGCCUUUAUUGUAAAGGCUAUAGCAAUUCUUACCUACUCCACUGCUGCGAAAGGAGAUCUUUCCCUGUAGUCUGAUCAAAUUUGAGUAUUCAGGUGUUUGGCCAUCUAUUUGAUAAAGCUAGACUUCCCAUAAUUCAGUUUCAGCUAGUUAAUCAUCUGAAGAGUGGGACUUCUCAGCAACUGGGAGUUCUCAUAACUAGCAUGGUGUUCUAUUUGUAAAAAGAGAUUAAGUAGUCUUGUGGAGGCAGGAAAGCACAUUUUGGUGUCUCUUUACUAACCUUUAGUCUAACAGCCUUGAUAAUCAGUUUGUUAUAUAGUUGAAGAGUAAGCAAGAAUAAGCAAUUUUUGUUCUAGCACUCUUCAGAGGAAAUUAGGACUCUUGCCACAUUAUGCUAGUUUAUUCUCAUUAAAAAAAAAGUUCAUUUCUUGCUUACUUUUACCUCUUAGAAAUGUUAGAAUCUUAGACUGUAAACCUUGCUGAAAUGUGGAGAAGAGAUGAGGGGGAUAUGAUCAAGUUCAGCACUGUCUUCAACUGUGAACUUCUGUUCCAAAUCAGAAUGCCCUGUAUUACAUGGAAGUGGAACUUGAGCCCUUUCUUCUGUACCAGGUUUGAUGUCUAGUGCAGAAUGGGACACAGAGAGAAACCCUUAGAGCACACUAUCGAACUAGAUAUCCACUGCAGUAGUCUUGAAUCAGCUGGUACCUAUCUAUAAUGCAAUGAGUUUAAUAGCUCUAAAUAUCUCUCUCCUGUUUGAAACUGUAAGCUACUGGUAGUGAGGUUGCUUGUAGUUGCUUACUAGCACUAAGUGCACUCUGGGGUAGUAGAAGAUCUGUUGAAAGGAGGGUAAAGGGUGAAAUAACCCCCCUGCACUUAUUUCUUUUUUUUAAAUUGUCUGACCUUUUGGAGUAGAAUAAGAUUAUAGAACUGGAAGGAAGGUCGUUAAGUUGAUAUUUUUGAGCUUGGAGAACACUAGGAGUGCUGUUUCUGCCUUACGAUCCGUUAUCAGCUGUUAAUAAAGAUGUAGUGACUGCUAAAGCUAGCUCAGUGAAGAAAUUGCUAGAAUGAAGAAUGCUGCCUUAUGUGCAGCUGCCAACUUCAGUGUGUAAUCACAGGUCUCUUAAAUGAAAUGUAACUUGAACAGGUGGAGUGUUUGAUGUGCUCAGGAAAUCAAAACCCUUUAUUUCCACCAAAGCUGCUUGUAAUGCAUAUUUAAGAAUGCUAGCACUCAAAUAUUUAAAGGAGCUUUUGAACAGAAGCCUUCGUUCUGAGGAACAAGGGGCCAGUCCCUUUCCCCUCCCUCUCUUAAAUGAGUGCAAUGUUAUGGCAUUAAAAAGUUUACAUAUUCUGGUAUACUUGAACUAUGAAUGCAGCAAUGAUAGGGUGCUAGGAAUGAAAGAAGACAAGAUGCUUUUUUUUUUUUUUCUUAUGAAGAGCUUUAGAGCUUGAUUAACAAGUUUAGUAGUUAUAAUCAUCAUCAUCAAAAUAAAAUGCUGGCUUCUG
This is a messenger RNA of Dromaius novaehollandiae (emu), 2897 nucleotides long. RefSeq names its product MAD2L1 binding protein (gene MAD2L1BP). Gene Ontology annotation, cellular component: nucleus. Gene Ontology annotation, biological process: regulation of exit from mitosis. The transcript is spliced from 2 exons. Bases 10 to 933 code for a protein of 307 amino acids. NCBI's taxonomy places the organism in Eukaryota, Metazoa, Chordata, Aves, Casuariiformes, Dromaiidae. The record is from RefSeq and is a predicted model, not a curated record.